GUUAUUUAAGUAUCUGUUGGUUGGUGAAACUGAUAGUAGGAAAUGUAUGUUGUUGAUCGAAACGAAUGAUUGUGUGCGUUGGUUUGUUGUGUUUAGUUUAAGAUCUUUAAAAUUGUAGUAACGUCAUGGAAAACGCCGAAGGAAUUUUACAAACAUUGGAAGAAUACGUAAAGUUAAAGCCUAACGAUAUACCCAGUGAAUUAAAUGAUUACCUAGCGCAUGUCGCGAAAACGGGUGACCCUGUUUUUCAGUGGUCGGUGGUGAAAUUUUUGUUCCGAGACAAACUAGCAAAAACUAUAACAGAGUUCUAUGAAAGUUGUCCAGCUAUUGAUCUGCCACCGUGUCCAAACGUAGAUGCAUUUAAUUAUGAAGUACUGAAAAACAGUUUAUUAGAACGUUUGGACACAUUUUCAAGCGCGCCCUUUACAGUGCAGAGAAUUUGUGAGUUACUUAUAUACCCGAGGAAAGAGUACAGCCGGGUUGACAAGUACAUGCGCGCUAUCGAAAAGAAUAUUUUGGUGGUAAGUACCAAAGAACCGGGAAUCCCUAAGCGACCAGAAGGCAUUCAGUCAGAACCUGUAAUGAACGGAGUCAUUGACACAAGGGGUAUUGAACUAGGCGAAGCUAUUGAAACAGUUAGUAGCGAAGGUGUCAACUUGAUGCAUGCUGAUAGCAGUGAUGUGCCUGUUCCUGAAAGUGUAAGACUAUUGGAUUGCUCCACUGCUGAUGAAAUGGGCAUGGAAGAAUGUACUAAUAGACCACUUGCCAGCAUGAAGGCGUGGCAGAAAAAUCAACCAACUGUUCUACUUGUUACUGGUAAUGGUGAUAGCAAGACAUAUGGAAUUAAGGAGCAACAAGACAGUCUAUCCACUGGUGACAGAAUAAUAGAAAACAUUGAGUUAAGCAACAACGAUUGUACAAAAAUUAGCAAUAUAUCGGAGCCUGACACUUCUGCAGAAAGUGGUGUUGAAGCAUUCAAUCAAGUCAUCAUAAAUGAAGUGGCAGAUCAAGUAUGCAGUUCGAAAAACGAAAGCCCUCUAAUCGAUGAAACAGACAAAGCAGUUUUUGACAUAAACUUGUCAGAAAUUACGCCAAAUAAAAGUCCUGAAGAAGAUGUUGAAAACACCAUUUCUUCAGAAAUCGAAAGCACAACAGAAAAUAUUGUUUCAGAAGCAAUCGCAAUAGUCGAAGAAAACAUCAAGAAAGAAUGUGAAUCUGAUGAAAACACUGAACCAUCUACAAGUACUAGUGAAGUUUGUCACGAGGCUUCCGAUCAGUUACAUUCUUCAGCAGAACAAGAACCAAUUGUUGAACCACUUCCAGACACUUUAGAUAAAUUGACAUAUGAAACUCCCCCCACUCUUGGUACCGUAAUAACAGUUCGAGAAGAUGUAACAGAAUCACCUGGUAAAGAAGAUGAUAAAGAAACAUGCAGUGUAACAAUAUCUGAAAUUGUUUGUACGCAAGAAGAAGAAGAAGAAGUAUCUGAAAAUUCUGACUCCCUUGUGGAAUCUCAAAGUGUUCACGAACAAGAUGACAGUCAUCAGUUUGUUGUAGCAGAAGAAAGUGACGCAUCAGUUAACAUAGAACCUGUGAAAGUGGCUGUUGACGAGACCAGUUUAUCAGCUGCACCUCAGCCGUCUGCAGCGACUGAGGUGCUCUUGCAAAGCGAGCAGAGUGCAACACAGGAAGAGUGUGAAAGCAGGGAGUCGCUGGCGAGCGGUGCGAUGGUGGCGGGUGGUAUCGAAGAGGACUUGUGUGCGGAGGCCAAUGACAUGGAGCCAGUGGAGAUAGAAGCUGCAGUGGAGCAGGACGAAGCGAUGGAUGUUGACGAGACCAGCCUGCCCAUGGAAGUGGCCACGGAAGAGGAGCCCAUGGACCAGUCAGAGGAGAUGCCAGGGGCUGGAGGUGGCAGUUAAUGGUGUUAUUCUUAGCUGUUCUAAAGGUGGUUCGUUCCAAGAAGUUUGGUUUCCCCAGGAUGCAUUACUACCAUGUUCGUUACUGCCUCAACAUGAUGUUCAGCUUAUCACAAAUUUUGGUUGUUAUCCUAACGAAACAAAUUUUUGGACAUUCUGAGGUAGGACAGCCACAAAUUUGCAGUAUUUCUUUCCUGCAAGUAUGUCUUACAUUGGCACAUCAACAGACUGCGAUUUAUCUGUGCCUUUUACCACUUGACCAUUGUAUCACCAACAUUUUAUGCAGAAUACUAAAAAAAAUUAUUUUGUAGGUGUUGAUUUUUUACUACACUGGUUGAUUGUCAUUUUAAGGUAUCACAAGUGGUUAGAAAAGGUAAUAACUAAUAAGUGUUGUUUAUAACUUAAGGAAAGCAAAAAACAUUCUGAUAAGCUAGAUCUCAGAUUUUCAGUGCAAGAUAGUCCGUUAACUGUGUGAACAUAAGGAACGUUGGUUGAAGAGUGGAGUUGGUGCAGUAUUGUAAUGCUAAAGGUGACUGAAAUAUCAUUUAAUACACAAAACUGCAUAAUUUUGAUGAUGCAUUUGCGCUAUUUAUUUUCAAUGUGUUGUGUUUAACAUGGGAUAGCCCAGAAGUUAAAUUAUCUGAAUGCUGUCUACUGUAUUUGUGUAAUUUUUUUAGCAAAUUUUGUAGAAAUAUUUGUGUAAGUGAACAUGUUUCCCGCGUGUGAAGAUAUUUGUAGGAAUAUGUGUGUUGGGCUUGCUGUUGUGUUCAUUUUAGUGCUGUACAAUGUUUAACAGAACUAGGCAAACCAGAGAAUGUUUAAUGUUCGGAUAGCAGUCCUUGACCGUAUUGUGUCCAUUGGAUGUUUGGAAAAUGCAACAUAAUCAAUAGAGCAGUGAUAUUGUUAUGAAUUAAAGCAUGCAAAGAAUAAUUCAUGUAGUUGUCAUACAGCUGAUAGAGCAGCCAAAGUUUUUGUAGCCUCAAUAGAUAUGGGCCCUGCCCACUUUCCAUAGUACAAAAUGGAAAUAGAAGAGGAGACUUGUUUGCAUGUGUAGCUGAAAACAAGACACGGCAUGCCCCAUGCCUUUGACUCUUGUGGGGAGGGUAGGAGGUAGUUCCGAGGUCUGGGAGGGGCAGACUCACUCAAAGCUGUGUGUGCAAUGUGUUGGUCCAUAGUAGUGGAAUUUCUCUAUCCAAUUGUAACUUGAUGGUUAGCAAAGGUUUUUUUUAUACAGCUUUCAUGUUCCAACUAUUAGUAUCAAGGGACAAAACUGCAUAUGCAUUAUUUUGUAAAUAAUUUGUUUUCAGUGUGGCUAAUGAUUGAUUAGUAACAGUGCAGAUUCUUGGCCUUUAAUUUGAAAUUAUUUGGGAUUUAAAAAAAACUGUUUUCAUUAAUUAUUUGAGUUCAUUUAGAGUUAAGUUUGGUUAAGUACUAUGGUCAAUUCAUUGUUUUUUAUUGCACAGCUAAGCAUUUUCUUUGACAAAUACAUGUAAGUACGUAACUACCGACAGCAAUAUUCACUUCAGAAAUUUGUUUAAUAUAUUUUAAAUGAAAUAGAGUGGCUUCUAAUCAGAAGUUGUGAAAGGUUUUUUGAUUAUAUUUAAAAAUUAAAAUGUUGCUAUGGAUGAAACACAUUAUUCAGUUUUUAUUUUCCUGGGCUUCUGUGAAGAAGUAUGAAACUCAGUAUAGUGAACAAAGUAUUCAGAUUGUACUGUUUUUUUAGCUCAUCUGUGUAAGUGCACGUGUAAUUUUUAUCUUUGCUCAUAAACCAUAGUGAGUUGCUUUAGCAAUGAUAUUUAAAGCAUUUUUUUUUGGGACCAGUGUUAAUAUUGACAUCUUUUAGCAGUCUUCAGUAUCCAUUAGCAACAUAAUACAGGGUGUCCAUAAAAGAAUGUCCCAGUUUCAAUGUUAUAAUAUAACAUUAAUUUAGAUUAUUUACAACAAAUCAUACAUCAAAUUGAAGGUAAACUAACCUAGUUUUUUUUAUAAAUGUUUAAUAUGUGCACCUUGUUUAGUUACACUACUCAUAUCCAACCUAAAGGCCAAUUCUUCCCACACUUUGGUUAACACGUCUGGAGUAAUGGAAGCAAUAGCCUCUUCAAUUUUGUGUCUCAACUUUGGCCAAUCAUUAGGUAGCGGUUGAACGUAGAUACAAUCUUUUAUAAAGCCCCAGAGGAAUAAAACUGCAUGGCGUUAUGACAGGUGAACAUGGAGGCCAGCGAAAUAGAGCUCUGUCAUGUAGACCAUUGCCACCAAUCCAACGGUGAGGGACUUCGAUGUUCGACCACUUUCGUACAAAGAAAUUCCAAUAGGGAAAGGGCUCCAUCCUGUUGCCAAAUAAUGUUUACAUUUUCACCCUUUACUAAUUGGGGAAAGAGCCGUUCUUUUAACAUAGGUGGCGCUGCAAGCGAGAAAACAACAAAGCAGUGCUCGUGAUUGCGCUUAUCUGAAACAGUUAUAAUUACUCUUUAACUGUGACCUUGAAUCAACACACUACAAAACUUACAAUUGAUGCUAUAAAAUUUUAUAAUCGGGACAUUCUUUUAUUGACAUAUUGUAUAGUGUUGAUUGAGUCCAUGUACUGAGAGCAAGACCACAUUACGACAAGGCUCAUGUUUUGCUAUAAAGGCCGUCAGCCUUUGCCUGUCCCCAUUGUUUGUUAUAUGAAAAACUACACAAUGUACGAGUCCUGCUAUAGCAUUUUGUUUAUGUUCUGGAAGCCAAAAUGUUGAAAUUAACAGUGUCGUAACAUUAAUGUUUUCCAGCGAGAAAAGUGAAGAGCCUCGCACUUAGGUUCUGGGGCCCCCAGAAAAUAGUGGAAAUUUUCUUCAUAGCUAUUUAAGCCAUGCUCUGUUUGGAAAGUUGUUACAGGUAUAAGUAGUAGUCAACUGAGAAAUAAACCAUUAGUGUUCUGUACAUUUUCAUUGUAUCACUUGCAAGUUUUCAUUUUCUUAACAAAAACAAAUCAUGAUCAUUUCCCAGGUGUGUACAUUUCUCAAUUUUUGGGUAAAUAUUGCUAUAAAAAAUUAUAUAAAUUAACCAAUAAACAACAUUUAUUGUA
Messenger RNA from Bacillus rossius redtenbacheri, 4977 nucleotides. RefSeq names its product serine/threonine-protein phosphatase 4 regulatory subunit 2 (gene PPP4R2r). The transcript is spliced from 2 exons. Gene Ontology annotation, cellular component: nucleus; protein phosphatase 4 complex; cytoplasm. Gene Ontology annotation, molecular function: protein phosphatase regulator activity. Lineage: Eukaryota; Metazoa; Arthropoda; Insecta; Phasmatodea; Bacillidae. The record is from RefSeq and is a predicted model, not a curated record. The coding region runs from base 126 to 1919 and encodes 597 amino acids.